GCGUGCAGGUUGGGUAUAAUGUGACCAUGGGUGCAAGGGAGAACAAUCAGUGGUGUUCCAGUGCUUUGUGGCGGAGAGAGAUGACAGGAGUGGGCAGCACAGUAUAAAGAGGAGCUACAAGGAUCACACACAAUAUUUCACAGUGGCUGUCCAUUCUUGUAUGUGAUCACCUUUAUAAUGGAGAAAGCUGCACUGCUGCUGUUUUAUUGCCUGCUCACGUCUACAUCAGGAUACCCACUAUACCCAUCCAUCAGGUUUGGCCAGAGGGACAUGUCGAUCCUAAUGACAUCAUCUCUAAAGAAUCCACUGCAGCUUGAAGACACAAGUUCUUCCCAAGAGAGUGCAGAGUUACGCUUGGCUCGCCAUGCAGACGCCAUCUUUACAAACAGUUAUAGGAAAGUGUUGGGCCAAAUCUCUGCCAGGAAGUUCCUUCAGACCAUCAUGGGCAAACGUCUCGGAGACGAAAGUGCGAGUUUUAUGAAACGCCAGUCCGAUGUGUAUGAAGGAACAUAUAAAGAGGAUAUGACAUCCAUCCAGAGCAAUCAGAGGUACGGGAGGACUUCGUGAAAUGGCGUCAGACGACGGAGUGAAGCAGACACACACUGUGCUCCUUCUCACACGCAUCACACCUUGUUGUCCCUGACGAAAAGAAUAUGAUCAGGUUUUUUUUGUGUAAUUUUCAGAAGAAAACACAACAAUUGUGGUGCACAAUAAUAAUAUUGUACGUGUGUUUUUUUUUUUUUGUAUUGACCAAAGGGAACGGAAUUGGCAUCAAAGUGUUGUAAACAUUUGCUGGCCUAAUAAUAAUAUAAAUAAAAUAAGACAGGGGUGUCCAAACUUGUUUCCUUUCGGUGGCACUUAAUAUAUAUUUUAUACAGUAGGGAAGGGUUUAAUCAUUUUGCAAUGCAGUCUGCUGAAAA
Messenger RNA from Entelurus aequoreus (snake pipefish), 920 nucleotides. It is a transcript of the gene ghrh, whose product is annotated as growth hormone releasing hormone. The transcript is spliced from 6 exons. The record is from RefSeq and is a predicted model, not a curated record. Bases 178 to 567 code for a protein of 129 amino acids. Gene Ontology annotation, cellular component: terminal bouton; extracellular region; perikaryon. Gene Ontology annotation, molecular function: growth hormone-releasing hormone activity; peptide hormone receptor binding; neuropeptide hormone activity. Lineage: Eukaryota; Metazoa; Chordata; Actinopteri; Syngnathiformes; Syngnathidae. Gene Ontology annotation, biological process: positive regulation of growth hormone secretion; growth hormone secretion; adenylate cyclase-activating G protein-coupled receptor signaling pathway.